Messenger RNA from Ctenocephalides felis (cat flea), 1407 nucleotides. RefSeq lists its product as uncharacterized. Gene Ontology annotation, molecular function: zinc ion binding. The transcript has 2 exons. Lineage: Eukaryota; Metazoa; Arthropoda; Insecta; Siphonaptera; Pulicidae. The coding region runs from base 1 to 1407 and encodes 468 amino acids. The record is from RefSeq and is a predicted model, not a curated record.
AUGCUACCCCGCAGGGCUUCCUUGAUCACAAGAAAGGAUAUAUGGUACAUCAAAAAACGUGUUUUACCACCACAUAUGACAUACAGAAAUCCUAAUGAUCAAGUAAGCGUGAGACUAUGGGUCAGAGAGAAGCAACUUGAGAAAAAGUUCCAAGUUCUGUUUUAUAAAGAAGUUGGUAUAGCUGAUUAUGGGCUAAAUAAGGAUGACAUUAUUUUGGUCAUUAUGACUGACCUGCAGGCCAAAAUGUUAAUGGAAUUUGGCGCUGACAAACUAUGCGUUGACGGAACCCAUGGGACAAAUGGCUAUGGUUAUCAUUUACACACUCUGGUAGUUGUAGAUGAAUUUGGAAGCGGAAUACCUGUUGCGUUUUGUUUCUCCAACAGGCAGGAUGAAGUCAUUUUGAAAAUAUUUUUCCAAGAAAUUUAUAAGUCAGUAGGGUUAAUAAAGACAACAACGUUUAUGACUGAUGACGCGCCAGCAUAUUUUAAUGCUUGGUCUCAUGUCAUGGGAAUACCAGAAAAUAAAUUGUUAUGCUCCUGGCAUGUGUCCAGGAGUUGGAAAAGAGCAACGGCACUCAAGAUUAGAAAUCGACAGAAAGAAAGAGCAGUAUAUAAUAAAUUACUAAAAAUUAAAAUGAUUUUGGACGAGAAAGACUUCCAUUUCAAAUUAGAUGCCUUUUUAAUUGAGCUUGAACAUAAAGAGUCAGAUUUUGAAGAGAAGAUGCUCGAGGCGAAUGGAUAUAGCUAUAAACACAGUGUUAAAAUGGAAGAGCAAGCUUUUCAUCAAAGACUUCGUAGAUUGAAUGGUUCUUUGAUAUCAACGAGACAGAAGGACUCAAACGUUUGUCACACUGAAAGUGCAAAACUGCUGCCUGAACAAAUUAAGAACACCAGACUGAAUAGAGAAUGGGAGGUUCUAUCUUCAAACGAUAGUCUCCCACCAUAUGUUGUUAAACAAACAAAUGAAACAUGCAAUACAACUUGCAUGCGAUGUGAAACAUGUAUGAUAUGCUUUCAUACAUACUCUUGCACUUGCAUAGAUUAUGUGGUAAGAUCCAUCAUUUGCCAACAUAUUCAUGCAUGUGUAAGAGUAUUUCCAAUUGAUACUGGAUACAGACGUGCGGUUCUGGAAGCAGUGAUGCACGAAAAAUCUGAACAGUUAAGAGACUUAGAAGAAUCACACAAUGAAAUUGACAAAGAACCUGAAGAUCAGAUCUGUACUAUGUUAAAACUAACUGGCGAAAUUGAAAAUGCCAUAAAAAAUGGACAGGUUGUUGAUAGUGCACUAUGCAUAAAAAAUUUAACCACAAUCCUAAACCAAAUGUCCUCAUUUAAAGAAAGUAAUGGAGUUCGCACAUAUAAAAAAAUGGAGUGUCAAAGAAUGAAUGCAAAUAACAAGAAGGCUUAA